GACAGGCUGGCGAGUUCCGGGCGGCGAGUCCCCGCGCCUUCCCCUCCUCCAGCGGCUCCAGCUGCGCCAGCUGCGCGGGGACCCCGAAGCUGCCGCCACCUCCGCUGCAGCGUGUGUGCCCGUUCCCCAGGCCCGCAGGUUCCUCCCUCCUUGGCCACAGAUGGAGACUAACUGGAGAAGCAGGUGGACUUGCAUUCCCUUCGGCCUCUGUCGAUACUCAGUGUUGAAAAACUUCUGAAAUUUGGAACAAGUGCUGCUGUCAGUAGACAAGAAAGACAACCUGGGACUUUCUCUGUGAAUGCCACCUUUCAUUUUCAGAAAACUCACAAGGACCUGAUUAGGUUGCCCGUAUUUGUCCUGUGGUCCCUCGGCGUACCUCUGAGAAAUCAGCAUGUCACUGAAAAGUGAGCCCAGGGUGAACACUUCAGCACUGCAGAAAAUCGCCGCAGACAUGAGCAAUCUAAUAGAUAACCUUGACACCCGGGAACUCCACUUUGAGGGAGAGGAGGUGGAGUAUGACGCAUUUCCUGGAGACCCCAAGGCUCAGGAAGAGUACAUCCCAUUCUCUUCCAUUUACAACACUCAAGGAUUUAAGGAGCCCAACAUCCAGACCUACCUCUCCGGCUGUCCUGUUAAAGCGCAAGUGCUGGAAGUGGAGCGCUUCACGUCUACAACAAAGGUGCCAAGUAUCAAUCUGUACACUAUUGAGUUAACACACGGGGAAUUCACGUGGCAAGUGAAGAGAAAAUUCAAGCACUUCCAAGAGUUUCAUAGAGAGCUGCUCAAGUACAAAGCCUUCAUCCGAAUACCCAUUCCCACGAAAAGACAUACUUUUAGAAGACAAAAUGUCAAAGAAGAGCCCCGAGAGAUGCCCAGUCUGCCCCGUUCAUCAGAAAACACAAUGCAGGAAGAACAGUUCUUUGGCAGGAGGAAGCAACUGGAAGAUUACUUGACAAAAAUCCUAAAGAUGCCCAUGUACAGAAACUAUCAUGCCACGACAGAGUUCCUUGAUGUAAGCCAGCUGUCUUUCAUUCAUGAUUUGGGACCAAAGGGCCUGGAGGGGAUGAUCAUGAAAAGAUCCGGGGGACACAGGAUACCAGGUUUGAAUUGCUGUGGCCAAGGAAGAGCCUGCUACCGGUGGUCAAAAAGGUGGUUGAUAGUGAAAGACUCUUUCCUGCUGUACAUGAAACCGGACAGCGGGGCCAUCGCCUUUGUCCUCCUUGUGGAUAAAGAAUUCCGAAUAAAAGUGGGAAGGAAAGAAACAGAAACCAAAUAUGGACUUCGAAUUGAUAAUCUUUCAAGGACACUGAUUUUAAAAUGUAACAGCUACCGCCAUGCUCGCUGGUGGGGAGGAGCCAUAGAAGAGUUCAUCCAGAAGCAUGGCGCCAACUUCCUCAAAGACCAUCGCUUUGGUUCCUACGCCGCUGUCCACGAGAACAUGUUAGCUAAAUGGUAUGUGAACGCCAAAGGUUACUUUGAAGAUAUUGCAGAUGCAAUGGAAGAGGCGACAGAAGAGAUUUUCAUCACCGACUGGUGGUUAAGUCCGGAAAUCUUCCUGAAACGCCCAGUAGUGGAAGGCAACCGCUGGAGGCUGGACUGCAUCCUCAAACGGAAAGCACAACAAGGCGUUCGGAUCUUCAUAAUGCUUUACAAAGAGGUGGAACUAGCCCUCGGGAUCAACAGUGAAUACAGCAAGCGGACUUUGAUGCGGCUGCACCCCAACAUAAAGGUGAUGAGGCACCCAGACCAUGUGUCAUCCAGCGUCUAUCUGUGGGCUCAUCAUGAGAAGCUUGUCAUCAUCGACCAGUCGGUGGCUUUUGUGGGUGGGAUCGACCUAGCCUAUGGAAGGUGGGAUGACAAUGAACACAGACUCACAGACGUGGGCAGUGUCAAGCGGGUCACCUCAGGACUGUCUCUCACAGCAGCAGCAGUAGAAUCUAUGGAAAACUUAAGCCUCAAGGACAACCACGGGUCUCAUAAAAACAAGCCCAUCCUGAGGAGUGCCGAUGAAAUAGACGCCAAGCUGAAAGGAGUCGGGAAGCCCCGGAAAUUCUCCAAAUUCAGUCUCUAUCGACAGCUGCACCGUCGCCAUCUGUACAACUCGGACAGUGUCAGCAGCAUCGACAGUGCCUCCAGUUGUUUUAGCCACUAUAGAAGCCACCAGAAUUUAAUCCAUGGUUUAAAGCCCCACUUGAAACUCUUUCGCCCUUCCAGGGAGUCCCAGCAGGGACUCAGUGGGCACAGCACUGACACUGGCUCCAUCCGAAGUGUGCAGACAGGCGUGGGAGAGCUGCACGGGGAGACCAGGUUUUGGCAUGGGAAGGAUUACUGCAACUUUGUCUUCAAGGACUGGGUUCAACUGGACAAGCCUUUUGCUGAUUUUAUUGACAGGUACUCCACCCCUCGGAUGCCUUGGCAUGAUAUUGGUUCUGUGCUUCAUGGGAAGGCAGCUCGCGAUGUGGCUCGCCACUUCAUCCAGCGCUGGAACUUCACGAAGAUUAUGAAGCCAAAAUACCGCUCCCUUUCCUACCCUUUCCUGCUCCCAAAAUCUCAAAGCACGGCGCAUGAGCUGAGGUAUCAGGUGCCUGGGGCGGUCCCCACCAAAGCGCAGUUGCUCCGAUCUGCUGCUGAUUGGUCUGCUGGUAUAAAGCACCAUGAGGAGUCAAUCCACUCUGCCUACGUCUACGUCAUAGAGAACAGCAAGCACUAUAUCUACAUUGAAAAUCAAUUUUUCAUAAGCUGCGCUGAUGAUAAAGUUGUGUUCAACAAGGUGGGCGAUGCUAUUGCCCAGAGAAUCCUAAAAGCCCACAGGGAAGGCCAGAGAUACCGGGUGUACAUUGUGAUACCACUGCUGCCAGGAUUCGAAGGUGACAUCUCCACAGGUGGAGGGAACGCUCUACAGGCGAUAAUGCACUUCAACUACAGAACCAUGUGCAGAGGCGAGAACUCCAUCCUUGGACAAUUAAAGCCAGAGCUUGGUAAUCAGUGGAUAAAUUACAUCUCAUUUUGUGGCCUGAGAACACAUGCAGAGCUGGAAGGGAAUCUGGUCACUGAGCUCAUCUAUGUGCACAGCAAGUUGCUAAUUGCUGAUGACAACACCGUUAUUAUUGGAUCUGCCAACAUCAAUGACCGGAGCAUGCUGGGGAAGCGAGACAGUGAAAUGGCUGUCAUAGUGCAGGACACAGAGACAGUCCCUUCAAUAAUGGAUGGAAAAGAAUACCAAGCUGGCUGCUUCGCCCAAGGGCUUCGGCUGCAGUGCUUCAGGCUUGUCCUUGGCUAUCUUUCUGAUCCCAGUGAGGACCUUCAGGAUCCUGUGAGUGACAAAUUCUUCAAGGAGAUUUGGGUUUCAACAGCAGCUCGGAAUGCUACCAUUUACGAUAAGGUGUUCCGUUGCCUUCCAAAUGAUGAAGUGCACAAUUUAAUGCAGCUGAGAGACUUUAUAAGCAAGCCCAUAUUAGCAAAAGAUGAUCCCCUUCGUGCUGAGGAAGAACUGAGAAAGAUCCGAGGCUUCUUGGUGCAAUUCCCCUUUUAUUUCCUAUCUGAAGAAAACCUGCUGCCUUCUGUAGGAACCAAAGAAGCAAUUGUGCCCAUGGAGGUUUGGACUUAAGACAAACUCCUUUGCACCUCAAGGACUUCCAACCUGAAGACCACAUUGCAUAUGGCGACUUCCUUAAGGACCUCAUGGCCAAAGUGAGGCCCGAUGAAUCCCUGCGACCUACUCAUUGGACUCUUUGGAGUGGAUGAGGGGACAGUGGUCACAUUGGUGUAAGGGCACUUGGCAUAAGCAGGACUUCAUUAUGUCUCCUGCUUGUCCUUGAGUAAAUCGGCUAUGUCCUUGUUGAUGGCAUAUGCUCAAACAAUACCAAACACAGAUACAAAUGCCAUGACAUAUAUCAAAACCUGUCUUCUGCACUAACAAGAAUCUACCUGUAACUGUGAUCUGAGUUGCCAAGAGUCGCCUGAACUCUCUUGCCCUCCUCUGAUGCUCAUUUAUGCAGCUGGGCCCCACCAAGCAUGCCCUCAUCUUGUCCAUACAUCCCUGUUUAAGAGAUUGCUUAUCAAUGAAAGAUGUGGAGAGCUGCUUUGAGAGUCCUCAAGGUUCCAGAGGACAUGAGGGCAUUUACUAAGCCAAGAAGUUGCUUUUUGUUCCUUCUCAGUCACUGUAGGGACUCACAGACUUUGCCAAGCUACCCACAUUGAUUAGGCACUUCUGAGGACAGCAAUGGUCUGUCUUGACAAGAGGAAGGUGUUAAAUCCCAAUGCUGAAGAAGAUAUCUCUCUUGGUUCCCAAAGACACUGCCAAGCUGUGUCCUUGUCAUUGGGCCCAUCUGAUAAAGUCUGUAAACAUGUGCAGGGGAUGCCAAAACAUAGCAACCAGAUAAACACAGAGAGAGCCUCCCAGGUGUCAGUGGGAAUCCAGUCAGCUAAAGGACCAGACUCUCCAUUAGCCACUGAGUUGGUCAAAAAGCUAGAUUCCUUAUGGAGCAAUCCUGUGGAUACAAUUUGUCUUCCAAAAGAACCGGAGGCAUUAUAAUGCUUUCCAGCUAACAAGCAGGAGUCUAACCUUAUUUACCCUCCAGAUUUCCCACUACAUCUUCUUUAGGAGAAAAACAAUUGAUUAUUAAGAUGAGUUACUUUGCUUGCACUGAUAACUAUACAGUAACAUUCCAACAUGGCUUCCAAAGAAGUUGCAAUAGUAAUGUCCCAGUCUGAAAUGUACAUAUCCACUUUCCCUUUCAGAUGGUAUGGUGUCCUUGAUAGACCAAAUUUCAGAGUUCUUCUUCAUUCCUAGGAGCGUUUAUGAGUUCCUGGAACCCUGGGGUCCUCUUCAAAGCAACUCCUGACUCAUGUUUUCAUGAACAGAUAUGCUGUUAAAAGAUGACACAGGGCCACAAAGUCAAUGUUAUGGGUUAGUAGCAGAGUGACAGUCACAUCCAAUGGAGGAUGUCACCACUAGGGAACAUUCCACAAAUGAGGUGGGAUUUGUAAUUAACAAUGGAAAUGAAUGUUUUUAUGAAUAAAUAAUUUAUUUCUUAUAUGGCCAA
Molecule: messenger RNA, 5045 nt
Organism: Mesocricetus auratus (golden hamster)
Lineage: Eukaryota; Metazoa; Chordata; Mammalia; Rodentia; Cricetidae
Gene: Pld1
Product: phospholipase D1
Exons: 29
Coding region: 392-3607 (1071 amino acids)
Biological process (GO): intracellular signal transduction; cell motility; regulation of microvillus assembly
Molecular function (GO): phosphatidylinositol binding; D-type glycerophospholipase activity
Source: RefSeq, a predicted model, not a curated record